Rosa rugosa (rugosa rose) is the source of this 3301-nucleotide messenger RNA. RefSeq lists its product as uncharacterized. Bases 283 to 1662 code for a protein of 459 amino acids. Gene Ontology annotation, cellular component: piccolo histone acetyltransferase complex. The transcript has 11 exons. Gene Ontology annotation, biological process: regulation of transcription by RNA polymerase II. The record is from RefSeq and is a predicted model, not a curated record. Lineage: Eukaryota; Viridiplantae; Streptophyta; Magnoliopsida; Rosales; Rosaceae.
UCUGAAAGUAGUAGUUGGGCCUUUAUCGUACUUUAAUCCAAUUCGAGCUCUCUUCUUCUUCUUCGUCUCCAACACUCUCUGCUCUCUCUGGUUCCUGUCUCUCCCUCCCACAUUAGGGCUUCACUCCUCCUGAUUCUUCAUCCAAACCCUAAAUUCCCAAUUCGAAAUCACAAACCCUAAUAUCCCCAAUUCGAAAUUUACAAAAACCCUAAUUCCCCAAUUCGAAAUUACGCAAACCCUAAUCAGGUGAGAAGAGAGAUAUGAGCAGCAGGAGGAGUAGAGAUGAGUAGGCUCUCAUUCAGGCCUCGGCCCCUCGACAUCCACAAGAGGCUCCCCGUCGUCAAGUCUUUCAAGGACUUCGAAGACGAUGAAGCCGCCCCCACCUCCACCCGCAAUUCUCAGCUCCUCCGUCUCUCCGCCGUCGACUCCUCCUCCGCCUCCGCCUCCGCCACCGAAAUCGAGGUCCACCCUCCCCCCGCCAAGAAGCUAGCCCCUGAAAUCCCGACUCCUCAGUUUGUUGUUGUUGAUACUUAUGAGAGAGACUACUCUCGCACUUUUGCCCAACCCAAUUCCUAUCUCCGCGCCAGAGGAGCCCGGGCCGAGCUCGGAGAGUUUGUGGAGUAUGAUUUAGAUAAUGAGGAUGAGGAUUGGCUUGAAGAGUUCAAUGGUGAGGAGGAAAUUCUUCCUGCCGAAAAGCUUGAGAGUCUUAUUUUCAAGCUGGAGGUUUUCGAUCAUAAGGCUCGGGAGAGAGCAGGAGUUAUAACCCCUACUCUUGCUUCACCAAUCCCUGUACUUCUACAACUUGAUGUUGCUACUGAGGCUCUACAAGGUCAGUCCCUCAGAUAUGCUGUCAUCCGGUCUGUUUAUGAGUAUUGGAGAGAUAAGCGUGAAAGAUGGCAGAAGCCUAUCUUGCGACGUUUGCAGCCUCCUCCACCGGUUAAUGAUACCAACCCAUACAAUGUCUUCAGGCCAAGGGAGAAAACCCACAGACUGCACACGAGAAGGAUGCAAAGAAGGGAAAACAAUGUGCAAUCAUUUGAAAAGCUUCGCCAGGUUAGGCGCAACCUGGACCAAGCCAAGACCAUUGUGGAGGCUUUAAUCAAGAGAGAAGAAAAAAAGAGAGCAGUCAUGGAGGCUGAAGUGGAGCUUCAAGUAAAUCAAAUGAAGUACAAGCAUGAGACACUGCUCCUGGAAGAUAGUUUAGUCCUUCCUGGUUUUCCACCCAUGUCUUCCAAGUUUGUUUCAAGUGAGGAGGAAAAUGUUGAUUCAGAUGACUUUGAAAACAGUCGGCCUCGUACACGACCUUCUGCACUGCCUAAUCCGCCUUUACCAGACCCCAACUUGAUCACGGGAACCAUGAAGCAAGAUUUCAGGCGUCGGCAUGCACCUCAAGGGUGGCUUCAUAAAAUGGAUCCCCUCGAGCCAGUUUUGUUAUUUACAAAACCUCUAGUUCCAGAGAAGUUGGCAGCUGCAGGCAUUGUACCACCAUCAGAUUCUUCAACGAAAAAUGGAGUAACCACAGCACCUUUUAAAUUCCGCGGAAGAAUUGGCCGAGGGGGCCGAUUAAUAUUUGAUAGAUGGAACCCAUUGAUGCACACUCCAAUCGACUUUGGGAAUUCAUAUUAUAUACCUCCUAAACCUCGACCAACAACAUAUAAUUGAACGUACCCCUGCUGGUAUGACCUCCAGUGUUGUGAGUUAUGACAGAAUUGGAAAAGGUCCAGUUAACUAUUUGGAAGAUCCACAGGCAGACCUGGGAUUAUUGUGUGGUUGAACUAACCUUUGCCUGCGCCCGGAUAUUGGUAUCUAUGGAGGGUGGCUGUCUUGAAACUUUGACUGGAGAUUGAUUAUUGAGGGGUAUUUGUGGAUGGUAGGAGGGUGGGCGUAAUGCCAUAUUGUAUUCCCCUAGUGUUAAUGUCCGUUAAAAUUGUUUUCAUCUGCCCAGCCCGUGUCCAUGUAAUGCUCAUUAUCAAUUCAUUUGGCAUAAACCUAACGGUCGUAAAUUCUCUAUUAAUACAGCCAUUUGGUGCAACCAAGAUGGUUGCUCUGUUUCUCUAGGUUUCUUUUCUGAAAUGAAACUACAUUACCUUUUUACGAUUGAACAAGGAACAAAGAACAUAGAAGGAAACUACCAACCAAAGUCUUGAGAGCUUGAUGACCGAGACAACUGACGGUGCCAAAUUAAGUAAAAUGACCUAAAGAUUAAAAAUUUCAAAAAUCAAGAAAGGGUUAUAUAUUAAAUUUGGAGGUUAGAAUAUAUCCAUCUUUACGCGAGGAGAGAAAAAGGAAAAUUCAAGCGAGCCCUCUCCCGGCCGAACGCCGCCCGCGCUCCGACCGCUGCGUUCUGGUCCGGGAGAGGAUGGUGGAUCUGACUUGCAGGGUGGUCCCUUGGUGGAGCUACGGUCCUGGAAUUGCGAAUGAGUGCUUGAGAUAGGUGAGGGCAGAUCGAUCUAGAUCUGUUCGUGCUUCGGCUUUCCGAGGGGUGUUACAGCGGCGGUUUGCAGGAUGGUUCCGUUCUGAUCGGAAACCACCGAUCUGGUUUGGGACUAGGUUCUGAUCUGGUGUUCGUGGUGAUUGGGCGGGCUGGUGUUCCUUGCUGAUAUUUGGAGUAUGAUGGCAGGAAGGAGAGAAGGCCCGAGUUCGCUCGGUGCACGGCCAGGGACGAAGGAGAGGCUGCCGGUGGUCGGACGGUGCCGGAUUUGCAGGCUGGUUGCUGGUUUCACAGCCUUUGCCGUAUUCCAUUUGGACCUGGGCUCGUUGGGAGUUGGGCCUGGGCCUGGGCUAUCUGGUAUUUGGCCCUGGUCCAGUGGUACAUUUAUGUUUUAUUGUUUUGCCUUUUAUUUUGAUUUUCAAUAAGUCCCUAUCGAGUGAAGGUAGGAGUUAGUGGGCUUGGUUCCGGUAUGUGCACUCUGUGUGCCUAGACUGCUCUAAGUUGGUGGUGAGUUUCUUGCAUUGGCAAAUGGUCGCAACUUUUUAGUAGCAGUAAUAUAUCUGCUCUAGGUAGGCGGCGAGUUCCUUGCUUGGUCAAAUGGUCGCUACUGCCUAGUGGCAGGGUGAAACUUAGUGUCGCUAGAUGUUUUGUCUAGUGGCAACAUGAUGGGAAAGCAGUGCGUAUGGAAAUUAUGCUAAGCUGUAAUCGAGUUAUAGACCAAGUUAUCUUUUCGUCAUGUCACCGCUGUGUGACUUAUGUCAAAGCAAAUAGAGGCGCCAGUAGAGCGUUCUUUGCUAGUUGAUGCUUAGUUGAAUACAGUUGGUUAGUAGAGACUCAUGAUAGUAUUUCAGGAUGUUCUCUAGGUGCAUA